AAUCAAGGCAUCAGUAGAGAAGUACAGUGCUCCUCCAAGUCUUGUGGCCAAUGCUGCUGGCAUCACCCGAGAUAACUUCCUGCUGCAGAUGGAUGAGAAUUCCUUCAUGGAAGUUUUGGAUGUGAAUGUUAAGGGGUCCUUUUUAGUCAUGCAGUUGGUAGCAGGCACACUUGCUGAACAUGGUUUGAAAGAAGGAGCCAUAGUAAAUCUGUCUAGUAUUGUUGGGAAGACUGGAAACCUUGGCCAGUGCAACUAUGCAGCGAGCAAGGCUGCUGUCAAUGGCUUGACUAAAACAGCAGCAAGAGAACUAGCCAAACUGGGUAUACGUGUCAACAGUGUUCUGCCGGGCUUCACCAAAACCGCAAUGACUGCAACCGUCCCUGAUAAAGUCAUUGAGAAGUUGCUGAAGCUGAUUCCUCUUCAUAGAAUGGCAGAGCCUGAAGAAAUUGCAGAAGUUGUGGCCUUCCUUCUCUCAGACAAGAGCAGCUAUAUGACUGGUACUUGUAUUGAAGUUACAGGGGGACUCAGCAUGUGAAUCUAAUUUUUCUUAGUUACUGAAAGAAUGGAAAUGAAGUUGUAUGAUGCAGAGAUAGUCCUCCAAUUUGAUUUUAUGUGUGCAUUUGCAUAUAGUGUAGCUAAUGAAGAAGCUAUCAAAGUGUGCUAUACUUUUACAGUUAUUUGUUUUGAGUUUUACUGAUAGUAUUCCAUCCAUUUUUAACGUACAAUUAACUAGUGUUCGGUCACUCAGGGUACUUAGGAUUUAUUUACCAAACUUCCAUGCACAAACAUACUUAUUAUUUCUCUGUAUUUUUUGUAAGAGUUAUGUUUGUCUCUACAUAAGAUGCUUGACUUUUCUUGAUUUAUUGAAUUAUGCAUGUCAAUUUUCAUUUUAGGGAAAGAUUUAAAGAUACUUUAUACAUUGCAUAAUUGUAGAAAUUUCCAGUUAUUGGUUAUUUAAAUUACUAGCAAUUAUUUUAAAUCAGCUUUGGUGACAAUUAUGCACCAUUACAAAUUGUAUGUUAUUGCUCAAAUGAUUCUAAGAAACUGAUUGAUAUUAAUGGCAUGAGAUGAUACCCAGAAUUAUUUGUAUCAUGAUUGUUUGAUUUAUGCACAGUUACAUAAUCAUCAUUACCAUUAAAAAUCAGUUUUUGACUUAUAUAUAUGUACAGUUGGCAUUUAACAUUUGCAAGUUCAGUAUUCACAACCGAAAAUCCAGGAAAUUUGACUGAGAUAUGUGUUGAAAGGUAUUAAAAGAUCAAAAGGUGCUGUCACAAGAGAUCAAAAUACUCCUGUCAAAAGUAGACAGGACCUAAAAAUAUGGAAAUACUUCCAGAGAGCUAUUAAAUCACAGUUAUUUGAGAGAGAGAGAGAAAAAAAAAAAAACUCUAGGAUGGUCUAGUGAAUAUGUUGUCUUGUUCUACAUUGCUUUUGCAAAAUUUUAAUGUUUACAAGGGUUUUAGGAAGGUGACUCUCAUGGAUGUUAAGGACCAGCUGCAUCUUCAUUACCAUACCAUAUCAUUAAAUAGGGCAGAUAUUCUGUUCAGUAAAACUAUUGAGUAAUUGUGCUUUGAUUUAAACAUACAGAGAAAUCUUAUUUUGAAUUUGUAAUUCUUAAAAAUUAAUACAAGUUUUACUGUAUCGUUUUGUGUGUGGGUAAUCUUAACGGAGAAGUUAACUUGGAUACUUGUGAACAAACUGUUAUCUUGUCAACUCCAUGUAAAUAGAACAGGAUUUCAGGACUUUAAAGUACAAAGGAACUUCACUAUAGGUCACAUUACAUGGGUUACAUUGACAGUAAUGAAUUUGCUUUCAGUGAUAACUCAAAACAGUUUUAGGAGCAUUAACUUAGAAGGUGAAAUUGCGUGAGGUGUGUCUUAAAUAUAUGUCUAUAUAUGUAGUUAUUUUUAUAUAUUGUAAGAAACUUCAAAGUAAAAUGAUUAAUGACUAAUCAGGGAAAGAA
Molecule: messenger RNA, 1960 nt
Organism: Penaeus chinensis
Lineage: Eukaryota; Metazoa; Arthropoda; Malacostraca; Decapoda; Penaeidae
Product: estradiol 17-beta-dehydrogenase 8-like
Molecular function (GO): oxidoreductase activity
Source: RefSeq, a predicted model, not a curated record